This is a messenger RNA of Penaeus chinensis, 1737 nucleotides long. RefSeq names its product DNA-directed RNA polymerase II subunit RPB1-like. The record is from RefSeq and is a predicted model, not a curated record. The transcript is spliced from 5 exons. Bases 288 to 1040 code for a protein of 250 amino acids. Lineage: Eukaryota; Metazoa; Arthropoda; Malacostraca; Decapoda; Penaeidae.
AUCUUGUUAUUACAACAUACAUGGCGGGAAAUACAGCGCAAAUAAGUGACUGUUAACAGAUAACUCGUUAUUUUAAGCACACGACUAGCGAGCGCCUUCACCAGGCGCCAGUGCGAGCAGACUGAGGAGGAGGGAGGGGAACUCGUGAGGGUGGAUUUGAAAAGAGAAAUAAAGGAAAGGCGAUUGCGAACUAACUCUCUUGCCUCUGGUACGGACAUGGGUGAAUGAGUACAUGGCAACUGAGAAUGUAUAUAUAAAAUUGUGACGUCACAGAAGCUACAAGAGCAAUGAGCCAGAAUCACCCCAGCACAGUUCCCCCUCCAGGGCAGACUGUGCAAAUAGUCCCACAACAAUUACCAAGCGGGAACUCUUGGAAUGGGAAGUUAAAGUUGCUGUCUAUAGUGCUGUCGAUCCUCUUUGGUAUUACUGUCAUAGUAACCUUAACUUCCUCGGAUGUUUUGGCACACAGCGCUCUGGGCCUGUGCAUAACUGCAGCUGUAGUUGGCAUCAUCAUCUUCGCCAGUUUCGCAAUAUGCAGGUAUUCAGGUAGAAGUCCGAGCCCUGCCAUUCAAAGCGGAACAAUACAAACCGUCCCUCAACAGAAUACUGGUGUACUUCAGUACCCUGGUAAUAUACCAACCGGGUAUCCAUUGCCUCCGCAGUGCCAAAACAUGGCUCCCGGUUCUCUGUCAGCCACUUACACAUAUACACCUUUAAAUUCCUCGACAGCUGGAAGUAACAACUCGUACGUUGGAAAGAAGGACUUUUGUCCCCCAGGCUUUCCAAGUCAUACACCAACCACAGGAGCCGCAUCGUCGGCUUCUUAUGCCCCUUACCCACCUACAAGUGCUUCCUUCCCAACUUCCCCAGAAUAUCAGCCACCGCCUUCGUUUGUACCUGGGUUCAGCCCCACAUCUUACCAUCAGGCACCUCCCUAUGGACAAAUGCCUGCCACAGGUCCUACAAUAGGGGCGCCAUCUGCUAGUGCCCCCGAAUUCGAUCCUCCUCCUCCCUACGCUCCUCCUCCUUACGAAAAAUGAAGCCAUCAUGAUUUUUUUUAUGAAGCAGAGUAAAAGUACACAAAGGUUCUUGUUCUAAGCUGAUUCUUUUAUAUUAUACAAUAUUGUAUCUUAAAUAUCUUCAAGUAAUUUUGAUAUCCAUACUCGUGUCCAAGUAUUAAACGAGAUUAACCGAUUUUUACUGCUCCUGGGGAAGAUUUCUGCUUUCCCCAUUCUCCUCAGGUCCCUGUAAUAUUGAGGAUUCAAUUAGGUGAUUUUUUAUCGUUUCUCUAUAACAGAGCCAAUAUUUUGCGAAGAACUUAUACUCUGGUCUCAGUUCUAAACAGUUUUCUUUAACCUUUUGAAUAUAUAAGUCAGCAAAUAUUAAUGGAUAAUCAUGGUAGGAUGCAUUCACAUGGUUACAAUGUGGAGCAAUCUAACAGGAUAUGAAAAUAAUGCAACAUAGGUGACUGUCACACAUAACCUAUGUCACAAAACUUAAUAUGGUACUUAACUGAAGAUGUGCGUACGUGUGUUUGUAUGUUAAUUAUUUUACAUACUAAUUGAUAGUAUAUUUUCUCAUCGAUCUGGAAUCUAAAUGACUCACUAUUCCAGUAACAUAAAUAUCUGUAUUUAUCCCGUAUUUUAUAUAGGAUUUCUGUAGAUGAGUUAAGUAAAAAUAAGUGUGAUGCUGUAGGUAUUAUGAACAUUUGCUUUGUCUGAUUAAAUCUUGUUUAUU